CUAUACCCUUUUACCGUUUUAUCUCUUAUUGAUAUAUAAUAUAUAUAUAUAUAUUUAUAUAUUACUGUAUGGAUAUCAAGUCAUAUGAUAACGAAAGAACCUCCAACGAUAGUUAUACCCGGAAAAAAGGCGGACUAAGUCUAUCAAUGACACCAACCCAACAGGAUAUUGAUAUUGUACGUUAUAGUUGGGAACGUGUAAUCGACCUUCAACAUGAUCAAGAUAACACCUCAACUGUAUCACCAGCACAAGCCUUUGGACUCGCUUUUUAUGACGCCUUAUUUGAACUGGAUCCCGAAACUAGAUCUCUUUUUGGUAGUAACGUACUUAUUCAAGCCAAGAUGCUCACUGGUGUGAUUGGUUACAUUACUCGAGCUCCCAUGAUAACUGCUAUUGAUAGUCAAUCACCUACAUCACCGCGAGUCAAGAUGAAUACUAUUAGGGAAAUCAAUGCAAGAAAAAGGGAACAAGAACAACAAAGAAAAACAACAACUACAACAACGAAAGAAGAGGAAGUAGUAGUAGAAGAGGAUAUCGACCCUGAAUGGUUGGCUAUUCAAUUACAGGAAUUAGGGGCAAGACAUCAUUUUUAUAACGUGAAACCAGAACAAUUCCAAUUGAUCGGUCCAGCUAUCGACAUUGCUUUAAGGAAACGGUUACGGAAUGAAUAUACCAAAGAUAUUGGCAAAGCAUGGAUUAAAACACACGCUUAUGUGGCUCAUCAUAUGACACAAGGUAUCUUAUCUGAACAACAACGGCAACAACAACUAUUAGAUAGGAAAAAGUCAACCUCAUCAACUAUAUCAUCAUCCUUAUUACAACGAUCAUCAUCAACAUCUUCCUCAUCUUCUUCAUCCAAUUGUUGUAUUCAGUAGUUUUUUUUUUUAUAUAUCCUCAUCAUCAUCCUUUAUAGUACAUUUUAUUCAUAUAUACUUCAUCAAAUAAAAUUGUCUUUAUUAUUAUUA
Molecule: messenger RNA, 965 nt
Organism: Halteromyces radiatus
Lineage: Eukaryota; Fungi; Mucoromycota; Mucoromycetes; Mucorales; Cunninghamellaceae
Exons: 1
Coding region: 69-875 (268 amino acids)
Molecular function (GO): oxygen binding; heme binding
Source: RefSeq, a predicted model, not a curated record